Tyto alba (common barn owl) is the source of this 4432-nucleotide messenger RNA. It is a transcript of the gene TOR1AIP2, whose product is annotated as torsin 1A interacting protein 2. Gene Ontology annotation, biological process: membrane organization. Bases 533 to 2089 code for a protein of 518 amino acids. The record is from RefSeq and is a predicted model, not a curated record. Gene Ontology annotation, molecular function: ATPase activator activity. Gene Ontology annotation, cellular component: membrane. NCBI's taxonomy places the organism in Eukaryota, Metazoa, Chordata, Aves, Strigiformes, Tytonidae. The transcript is spliced from 6 exons.
CUUUAUUCCUCUGACUUCCUCCUUCUGCCAGAGCGUCACCAGCGGGAACAGCACAGGGAGGGGAGGGACGAGAGAGCUGGGCGGCAGAGAGCAGCAAUUAUACCCCCCCACCUCCAAAUCUUGUAUUUAGCAAGAAAAUUCAGCUGUAGAGACAGCGUGGGUGGGGAAAGGUGCCCCCCUGGGCCAGAAAAGCUGCUGGGAAGGCUGGGCUUGAGAUUUUUGUACGGAAAUCCACAUGAACCGCUCUCCAGCAGGGAAAGUUUCCUGGGAGUUUUCCAUGCUGACUAAUUUUCUACGGGCAGGCAUCGCGUUCACUCCUGCGUGGCUGUCUGGUCCCAAAGAGCUUUAGCAGAGGGGUUUAUGGGCGUUUAGUUGCAACUCCCAAGACCAAGACGGGAUGGUGUCUGUGAGGGAGGUAGAACUUGGUCAGCCACUCAAACAGCAGGGAGAUAUGUCUCCUUAUGACCGAAGGAGAAAGUGAAACAUAACGGUGCAGAAGCCAGAGAGCUCCAGAAAAAAAAAAAAAAAGAAAAUGGAAGAGAAUCCAAGCGUGGAUCUGUCUGAAACUGGGCCAGCCCCGGGUGAGGGGGGGAGCAGCGCAGAGCACCCUAUGCACCAAGAGCCCACCCAAGAAACACUUGAGCACCAAGUGACAAGCAGGUUGCCCGAGACCUCCUGCAAACCAGAAGAGGACUCUUUAGUGUGUAAAUCACCAACUGCUGAUGGAGGAGAGACGACACUGUCAGAUUCAGCUGGCCCCACGGUAGAGGAGAAGGUUCCCCAGGAAACUGAAGUAUCACUGGAAGUAUCUGGUGUCUCAGAAAGACCCCAGGAAGACGGCGACUUGGAUGAAGCCAGUCUGGCUCAGUAUAAAGUGGACAGCAAAGGAGACAGCCCUGUCCACCAGGAAACAAGCAAGCAGUGUGAAAGGUCCUACACAGCAGGGGAAGAAGCUUCACUGAGAAGCAAGUCCCUGAGCUCUGACAGUGAAGUGACACAUUUGGAUGUGACUGCCACAGAAGAUGUCAUCAAGGGCCUCUUGGCAGAGAAGAGCACCAGUGCCCCUCUCCUACAUCAGGAGCCAGAAGAGCACACAGAGCAAGAAACAUCAGUGAGCAGAUCCCAAGACACAUUAAGGAACAGACACGGGACCAAAGGCCACACAGCCCCAGAGCCAGAGGCUCAGUCCUGUUUGCAGAACAUCACCGCCCAAAACACAGACCAGGAGAAAGCCAAGAAGUCCCUCUUGAUGAAAGGUGAGGAAAAGAAGCUUCCCUUGCAUGUUACUCAUCGACCAGAAGGCACUGAUUCUCCAGGAACAAGGCUUGUCGUUGUGAGCCUCGUACUGCUUGGCUUCUGCAUAUUCUGCUUUGGCAACCCGGCCUCCAAGUCCCAGCAAGCCCCCAGGAACCCCACCGUGGAGGCAUUCCUGUCCCAGUUCAACCAGCUGCAGGACAGGUUCCCGGGGCAGAGUCCCCACCUGUGGCUUCGCGGGCGCAAGUUCCUGCAGAAGCACCUCAAUGCAUCCCACCACACGCAGCCGGCCAUCAUCAUCUUCACGGCCGCCCGCAAGGGUGAGCGGACCUUGCGAUGCCUUAGCGCCCGUGUGGCUGACACCUACUCAGCUGCCCUGCAUGCCAGCACGGUCCACAUCGAUGGCACGGAUAAAUCCGAGCUCGAGAGUGACCAGGCCAAGCUGGAGGUGGACUCAGAGCUGAGCUCAGCUUUCCAGGCUGGGGGCCGCGCUGCGGUGAUACAUCGCUUCGAGCGGCUGCCGGCGGGGGCCACCCUCAUCUUCUACAAGUAUUGCGACCACGAAAGCGCCGCUUUCAAGGACGUGGCCCUGCUGCUGACCGUGCUGCUGGAGGAGGAGACGCUGGAGACCCACAUCAGCCUCCAGCAGGUAGAAGAGAGGGUCCGUGACUUCCUCUGGGCCAAGUUCACCAGCAGCAGGACCCCCAGCUCCUACGACCACAUGGACUCUGACAAGCUGAGCGGGCUGUGGAGCCGCAUCUCCCACCUGGUCCUACCGAUCCACCCGGUGCAGACCAUCGAGAAGGGGGGCUGCCACAUCCACACCAAACCCUAGGGGCAAAGGCUGCCAGAGCCCUGGGAAGGGUUGGAAAGAUGGUCCUGGAUAACUUUGGCGCAGGUAGAGGCACAAUCAGUGCUAUUUAUCUUCAGUUUGUUUCUUGUAUCUUCCUGGAAAGAGUUUGACAGGUACAAGUUGAUCCAGGCCAUUUGGCCAGCUGAGUCCUGGAGGUGAUAGAUCACACGCUUUCUUCUGGCAGAUGGGAAGAGUGGAUAUUUUAGAUUGUUAAUUGCACAGGAAAACAUCGGUGUGUGGGGAGGUGGGAGGGAAAACAGGACUUUGCAGGUAGCAUUUCUGUCAGGAAGUAUACAAAUAACAUACACAACUAGUACACCAGAAGGAUACUUCAGUUCAGUAGCUCUUUUCAUUUCUCUGUGCCCCUCAGUUUGCUAAUGUUGCAUACAUCAAUCUCAUGAUGUACUUUAUCUAGAAGUCUUCUCUGUCUUUGCAGAGAGCUGCUGGAAUGCAGGAGGGUCAAAUUCCCCAAAGCCUAAUUUUUUGAAGGUGUGCUUCAAAAAGAAAACUAGUGUGCUCAUCAAGGGUUUGACCAGUCAGUCCUGAUAGAGUCCCACUUGCACAGACUGAACGACACCCAGCAAACACCAGAUCCUAACAAUAGGAUGUUCAAACAAACCUGCAAUUCAGAAAUCCCCUAAAUGUCAAUUACAAGACAUUUCAGGUUGUCAGCACUUAAAUGCUGCACUUAAGGGGGGGAUUCUGUAUGGCAGAUAAUAAGCUCUGAAGACAGAGCGCUGUGAAAGAGACCACCUCGCUGUCGCUCUGAUAGUGCAGCAAGGGAUCCCCUCAAGGGAUCGCACAGGUGAAAGAAUGAGUAAUACAGUUUAACUCAAUGCUACCUCUUGAAAAAAAUAGUCUGCUCUUGAUCCCUUUGCCACUACAAGGCUAUGACCAUAUCUUUGGGCUGAUGCAUCAGCUUUGGUCCUACACGAUAGAUUGACUCUUUACCCCGAUCUCUGAUCUGUGUGCAUCAGAGGAAGCCGUCUGCCUGCCUCUCCACAGCUAAGUUUUAUUGAAGAAUGUAAGUGUUAAUGUUGAUAUUUAUUUCAAAUCACAUAGGGUAACACACCAGGUCCUUGCUCUCCAGAGGUACAUUUGCCUCCCCACCAGGCAGCUAGUGCUCUGGCGUAUGCUAAAGCAACUAGGAGCAGAGCUAGGAUUAGCUGGUAAAGACAAAAAUCUCUGGGGUUAACACUACAAAUCCUCAACAAAGCACAUUGCUUUCUUACUGUGCCUCCUCCUCUUCAUCCCAGGAAGAGAAAUCAGAGUCCUGGUAAUCCUGUGGUGCCCCAGCACACUGCAUUUCUGCAGUUGCUCUAGAGGCAGAGCAACCAACUCAGGGAACAUCUGGGGGGCAUGUGCAGGUUACAGCAUUUAUAGUGACCCAACAGUCAGCCCCAGGUGUCAGUCCCUUGUGCCGAUGGUGCUGCCUGCCAGAGAAGGAGCAGCUGUAGCAGAUCACGGCUUAUUUCCGUAUAAGCAGCACAGACUGGGGCCCUGCAAAGCUCGGCUCUGUGUCUGAACAAGGCAUAAAUUGAGAACACGAUGGUGUUUUCAGAAGCAGCGCACCUGAGUGCUCCUUACAGCAACUGGACCCUGGUGUUGGCCGGGUCUCCUGCCAAAGGUGCCUUGCUGACCUGCCCCACUGAUGGCUCAGCUGAGGCACAGUCCUGCUCCCUAAAACCACAGCCUGUCUCUUCUUUCCUCCUGCCGUGUGCCUUGUCCUGUCUCAGGAGAUUUGUGUAACUGGGAGGAGGGGAGAAAAUGAAGGAAGAGAAAGGGGUUAUUUGUUUGCAUUCUAACCAAAUAGCAGAGCUUUUGGUUGGUUGGGAACGUAGAGACAAGACCACAGGGGUUUUAACCAUGACAAGCACUGGGCUAAAUGUGAGAAUAACCUGCUGGAGCCCAGCAUCAGCAGGGCAGCCCAGAGCAUGGUUUUGUACAAGGUAUGGGUUGCUUCCUUCCCUUCCUCCUUUUUAUUGCUAUACACUACUUUGGUAACAGAAAACACUGUUUCUGCUCUGAAUGGUUCAGUAUAGGUGUUGAUGUAAGAACCAGCGGAGCAUUAAUCAUGUUAUGUCAAUAUCUUGAGGGAAGUCUGUUUUUUAAUAUUAUCUUGCUCUCAGUUUUAGGUACUGUGUCUGUAACGCAUAGCAAAGGUAUGCAAGGGUAACUUCAUGCUGCUUGAGCACAUCACUGUAAACAUCAUCCACCCCAGCUGUUCUAAUACAGAGAUAUUUUUAUGACCUUUUAAAAACAAAAUCUCUGCUUGCUUCUGAAACAAGACUUCUAUUUAAAAAUAAAUAAUGUGAUUGUGAAAGA